Molecule: messenger RNA, 3811 nt
Organism: Periophthalmus magnuspinnatus
Lineage: Eukaryota; Metazoa; Chordata; Actinopteri; Gobiiformes; Gobiidae
Product: shaker-related potassium channel tsha2-like
Exons: 2
Coding region: 137-1579 (480 amino acids)
Biological process (GO): protein homooligomerization; potassium ion transmembrane transport
Cellular component (GO): voltage-gated potassium channel complex; membrane
Molecular function (GO): delayed rectifier potassium channel activity; protein binding
Source: RefSeq, a predicted model, not a curated record
CGGUGCAUGGAGAGAAGGUGUGCGUGGAGGGGGCUGUAAACAUGCCAGCCGAACCAGAUCACCCGCAGACGUGACGCACGCCUCACCAAGACUGAGCCGAGACUGAGAGGACCGAGGUGCGCGCCUGGGGUAAAACAUGACAGUGGUGCCCGCGGAGAACCUGGAUGAGACCGUGGCACUGGCUGCUCUGUCUGCGCAGGAUGUCUACGACCCGGAGCGCACAGAGAACCAGGAGUGCUGUGAGCGCGUGGUCAUCAACAUCUCUGGGCUGCGCUUCGAGACGCAGCUCAAGACCCUUGCCCAGUUUCCAUCCACACUGCUCGGAGACCCACGCAAGAGGAUGCGCUUCUUUGACCCGCUCAGGAACGAGUACUUCUUUGACAGGAACCGGCCAAGCUUUGAUGCCAUUCUAUACUACUACCAGUCUGGGGGCAGGCUGCGCAGACCCGUUAAUGUGCCCGUGGAUAUCUUUAUGGAAGAAAUUAAAUUCUACGAGCUUGGAGAUGACGUGAUAGAGAAUUUUAAGGACGACGAAGGUUUUAUUAAAGAGGAGGAGCGACCACUACCUGAAAAUGAAUUCCAGCGUCAAGUUUGGCUUUUGUUUGAGUACCCUGAGAGCUCAGGACCCGCGAGGGGCAUAGCCAUUGUGUCUGUUCUGGUCAUCCUCAUCUCUAUCGUCAUAUUCUGCUUGGAGACAUUACCUGAGUUCAGGGAGGAGGCAAGAACGUUUGAGGAACAUCUCGUUGUGAACGGGACCUCGCGCGUAAAAAAACCCAAUCCGUUCACAGACCCGUUCUUUAUUGUGGAGACGCUCUGCAUAAUCUGGUUCUCCUUUGAGUUGCUGGUCCGUUUCCUGGCCUGCCCCAGCAAACCAGCGUUCUUCAAGAACAUCAUGAACACUAUAGACAUUGUGGCCAUCAUGCCAUACUUCAUCACCCUGGGGCUCGAGCUCGCAGAGCACCAAGGUAACGGGCAGCAGGCCAUGUCCCUGGCCAUCCUCAGGGUCAUUCGUCUUGUUCGCGUCUUCCGCAUCUUCAAACUCUCAAGACACUCAAAGGGGCUCCAGAUUUUAGGCAAGACUCUGCAAGCCAGUAUGAGAGAGCUGGGACUUCUUAUCUUUUUUCUUUUCAUUGGAGUUAUCCUCUUCUCCAGUGCCGUGUACUUUGCAGAGACGGACGACCCGGAAUCGGGAUUUUCCAGCAUCCCGGACGCGUUCUGGUGGGCUGUGGUUUCCAUGACAACUGUGGGCUAUGGGGAUAUGUGUCCAGUGACUAUCGGGGGUAAAAUUGUGGGAUCUUUGUGCGCCAUCGCUGGUGUGCUCACUAUUGCUCUCCCUGUGCCUGUCAUCGUGUCCAACUUCAACUACUUUUACCACCGAGAGACAGAGCACGAGGAGCAGUUUCAAUACACGCACGUGACGUGUGGACAGCAACAACCACCGUUUGGAGAGUUUAAAAAGAGCGACAGCAGGCCGUCUUUGACUAAGUCCGACUAUCUGGACAGUGAUGAAGCAGACUCCAUCAAAUACACCAACUGCAGUCCACACAAAGCAUAUACCGGGAAACUCACUGACGUGUGACUCGUGCCCACUAUGAUGUUGGCGCGCGCGCACAGGUCAAAUGGCAUUCCCGCUCAAAGCAGCUCUGGUUUAAGUUGAGACUGAGCUCUGUGCAUUAUGACAUCAAACAAAAGCGAUUAGUUUCUCCUCAGUGUCUUCCAUCAGUAUAACACAUGAGCAGUCUCGAUAGCACUUUAUGAUUCAGAUCCUGUCUAUAGUUCUGACAUUGCUUUUUUGCACUUCACAUUUGAUGCGCAGAUACAACAAGAAAAUGUCAUGGCACAGGUAUGCCAACGGUGUUCCAGGUUUUACAAUAGACUUGGCUGGACUCCAGCAACGGGACAGUCAGUGUGUCCAAUUGAACUAGAGUAUAAAAGUAACCGUAUAGCAGUAUAAAAGUAACCGUAGGAUUUAGACCUGCCUACUUAACUGCAAUCUUAUUUCACUAUUUUCUACGCUGCUCUGCAAAUUUGCCUUGUGCAGAGGUAUUGGAAACAGGAUGUGACAAGCGCGCCAUCAUGUGGUUACCCAAGUACACCGCAGCUUUACUGAGGGCAGUUUCUAUAGCAACCUUCCAGACUUUUCUGUAUUGUCUAUCGAAAGGGCUCAGACUGAAAGAGAGACUAGAAACCACCAUGUUGUGGGAGCCUCCAUGUUGUUUGAACUGAUUUUGUCUAUAGUCAAAUAGCCCACAUCUUUAACACGAUUGUACCAUUAAUAUUUGACCUGCUCAUCAGUGAUUGAUCACACUGACCUGACUGAAACUGUGAUCCAGCCAACAUUGGUUUAGGUACAAAGUAAACACCUGGUAUUUCAGUAAAUAACAAUAAAAACAACAAUAAAACACGUGCAUUAAUUUAAAAUCACGUGAGCCAAGAGAACAAUAUGACCUUGCUGUCAAACACGGGGAAAAAAAAAAAGAAAAUUAUAAAUAUCUCAUAUUCCUAAGAAACGAUUUAGGUUUUACAUUAACCAUUUCUGAAUCCCCACAUACUCACAAAAUAUAGGCCUAUUUUAUUUCAAACAGAGCUCAAAUACCACAGACUGACUCUUAGAACUCGUGCGCUUUAAAUGUGACCCCCAUCCACAGCACUAUGCUCCAGCUUGCACCUUAUAGGCAUGUGACUCCUGGAAUAAUAAUAUGAUGGGAAUUAAAGGUACCUGUGGACAUUCUGGAUGCGAGAAAAACCUUUGGAUUACUGCUUGGAAUCUCCCCUGACUAAAUCUGCUGGUUUGAAGGCUCAGCCCUUCAGACGACCUUCACAGACUGUAUUUAAGUGCACACCGACUGGUUAAGAGAAGGAGAACAUUGAACAAUCCCCUCAGCUCGGCUUAACUUGAACCAAAAGAGACCACCUUCCUCAUCCACAUUUCCUCUGGAUUCACUUUGGACACAUUAUUUGCAGGAACAUACAAUUCAGUGUUCGGUUUUGCACAGAGCAAAGCUGCAGUCGGACUGAGGUACUUACUUGAAUCAUUGUGACGUUAGCACUUCACUGCAAUGACAGUAUGCUUCUGUAGUAUUGUGUAUGUCCUGUGUGUAUGUUGUGGUCAUAACUAAACCAAAACAUGUUUGCAUGCUUGGUAGAGAGCAUCUGACUGGCCAUAGUGUCAAUGGCCCUGCACUUAUGAAUAAUGGGGGAAUAAUAGAUGACAUUUUAGUGGAGUUAUUGUAAAUCUCUCUUAAACAUAUCACAAUAGACCAAUGAGUCUUCAUGAAGAGUAAGAAGAAAUGGUUAUAACUUGUUUUCUAGAUGUUUGUUUAGUCAAAUUUAACAACUGAAAAAGACAGAAAAGACACUCUUUGCCUGUGAAAUGAAUGUUGUGUGUAGUUUUAACAGUACAAAUACAUAAAUGCAGGUGUUACAUUCUUAAUUUCUUUGAAAUGUUUUGAAUGUUUUAAUUUUUUUUAUCAAAAUGCUGUAAUUUCUGUGAUAACAUCUACCUCUUUCUGCAUCAUCAAAAACUGAAGCUUUAAUUCAACUCUGUCACAUACACAGUUGUAGCUUUGCAUGGCUCUAUAAGAUCACAUAUAAACGAUUUAUUAAUUUAUUUAAUUUUAAAUCAAUGUUCUGUACACUGAUCAAUGUCACCACAUCAGGGACCAAGUAGAAAACCCCACAUAUGCUCAUCGUACUUUUGGUAAUUUAUCUGAAGUGUGACCAUAAACAAUCAAGUUAGGAAUUUUCAAAGCAAUAUUGCAUCUAAAUGAUAGAAGAGAAAUUAUCCUAUACCACAUAUCAUUCAAAACUC